AUGUGGGUGACUUCAGGAAGAUUCUCACUGUUUGAUGACACCAAAUCAGCAGAGUUCAGGGUGAUGAUCAGAGAACUCAUUGUAGAGGACAAUGGGACGUACUGGUGUGGAGUUUCUAGAGAUGUUUGGAUGAACAUUUACACAUUGGUGGAACUGAAUAUAAAGAAAGCAGGAAGUUCUGACUCUAGAGAAGUGACUGCAUAUGCAGGGACCAGAAGCAACAUCAAGUGCAGAUACGAGGAUCAAUACAAAGACAAACCCAAAUCUUUCUGGAAGAUCAGAACAGAUGAGUGGAGUAUUAAACACAUAAACACUGAAGCACACAGUGAAUGGUCACAUGAUGGCAGAUUCUCAAUCCAUGACAACAGAAGUGCAGGAUUCUUCAGUGUGUUUAUCAGAGAGCUGAUUAUAGAGGACACUGGGACGUAUGCAUGUGCUGUUGCUGCGUCUGAUCGAAUAGAGAUCUACACUGUAGUGAAGCUGAACGUCACAGAAGAUGUUUCCUUUGAGAAGACCAUCAACAAGAUAGCGCAUGAAGGAGGAGAUGUGAAUAUUAGCUGUACAUACCCAGAAUCCCACAAGAAUGACAAUAAGUUUCUUUGCAAGAGGCAUACAACUGCUGCUUGUCUUUAUAUGACAACCAGUAAAGAUGUAAGUGUGGGGAAAUUCUCCCUGUACGAUGACAGAGAGAAACACGUCUUCACUGUGAGUCUCAACAAUGUCACUGAGCAGGACUCUGGUGAAUACUGGUGUGGAGCUGAAGUGGCCUGGAAACAGGAUCAUGAAUACAAUGUUUAUUUUACACACAUCAACCUGACUGUUACUGGAUUUUCAGCUUUCAUUUUGAUUGCUCUGUGGGCGAGUCUGCUGGUGUUCCUGAUUGGAUUCAUAUUCCUCAUUGUGAUUCUAUACAAGCGGUGCAAAAUGCCAGACCCAAAAACCAUGACACCAGUUUCCAGCGAGACAAAUGGAGAUUAUGAUUUUGUGCUUCAUCUCCAGUCAACACAAAACACCAAUCCACCAGAGUCUGUUUAUCAGAAACUGAACCCCAACACCAACCAAUCCGAAUUAAUUUACCAAAAUCUGAACCCCAACACCAACCAAUCAGAUUCAUUUUACCAAAGUCUUAAACCCAAAGCCAACCAAUAAUAAUCAGUCUACCAAAAUCGGAACCCGACAACAACCAAUUAGACUCAGUAUACUGCAUUAAAGCCUGAACCCAUCACCAAACAGCUUCAAUCUAUCAGAACCCAAACCCAACACCAACCAAUCAGAUUCUGUCUAACUGAGCCUAAACCCCAACACCAACCAAUCAGAUUAACCCUCUCCCCCAAUCAGUUUGAGCAAAUAUAUUGCAAAAACAUUUCCUGUAGCAUAGCAGUAAACACGUGGUUCUAGUCACCGAUUCUUACAUUUUAAAAUGAAUCUAUUUUGAAACUAAAUUUCUGGAAUAACUUUUCAUCGUUUUCUAAAAAUCAGAGACAUUCAUCUUGAAGUGUGUGGUAAAAAAAAGUGUAUAAAAUGAUUGCACUAUGAGUAGUUGUCUAAGGGUGAACGUUUGUGCUUAUGAGUGGCUUUUAACAGUCGGGAGUUGAGCAGUUCACCUCUAAUGUUUAAUGCUAUUCAUAGCAUUGAUGCCACAUGGAUAGAGUUCAGUUAAACAUUUCAGCUCAGAUGCAUCAAUCAUGCAGCAAUCAUUUAUUAUUGCUGUUUCAUUUAUUAUGAGUAAUUUUUUUCUCUAUUCAUCAAUCACUGAUUUAUUUAUAGUUUCAGGAUUAUUAUUUGCUCUUCUCUGUAAAUGCAUUGCAUAGUGUCAGGAUCGUGGACUGGAAGAUAUCACAGCCACUGCACUUCUUUAUUUGUCACAUGUCAAUGAUCACUCGUCCCUGUUCCUCCUCACCUUGAUUAGCAUUUGUGUAUGUAGCUUCA
This is a messenger RNA of Silurus meridionalis, 1929 nucleotides long. RefSeq names its product polymeric immunoglobulin receptor-like. The transcript has 6 exons. The record is from RefSeq and is a predicted model, not a curated record. Bases 1 to 1149 code for a protein of 382 amino acids. NCBI's taxonomy places the organism in Eukaryota, Metazoa, Chordata, Actinopteri, Siluriformes, Siluridae.